AUGCAGGACUACGCGGAGUCGGUCAGUGUCAUCCUCGGCCAGCGCGAGGAGCUCCGGGCUUUGGUCGUGGCCGGCGAGUGCUUCGAGCGCCAGGCGCAGGCAGGUGCAGGACGCUGGAUUGGGAAUUCAAAGCAUUUCCUCGAAGAGGAGAAAUUCCGACGGCGUUUCGUGCGUCAGUACCCCGAGCUCCGGGACAAAAUGAUUGAGUCCAUCGAAGCUUGGGAGACGGCUGAGGAAAAGACCUUCCUGCACAAUGGCAUUGCGUUGGGCGCGCGGCUCCGUGAAGCCCGGGACCACGGCGUGGCCCUGGCCAGUGCUCAGGGAGACCUGAGCAUCAUGUCGGUUCUGCUGCAUAUCCUCGCCGUGACGGAAGAGAACUUGCCAAUAUCACCAUCUGCGAAGAGCAGCAAAUCGCCAACGCCGAAGUCGAAGGGGUCAAAGGGCGGUGCACUUCAACUUCCUCAGUCCAAUUCCGGGACUUCACUUGCCCGGGCAAGCUCGGAAUCCGUUAUUCCCCGGAGAUCGCCUUCGCCACAACGGAGAGGCAUUAAGCGACAGCAGUCAGCUGCAGACCUCACCGUCCGACUUCCUCCCAUCGGCAAGGUCUGA
Symbiodinium natans is the source of this 609-nucleotide messenger RNA. The record is from the annotation of a GenBank genome assembly. Lineage: Eukaryota; Dinophyceae; Suessiales; Symbiodiniaceae.